AUGUCGCGCUCCUUCUAUGUCGACUCGCUCAUCAUCAAGGACUCCUCGCGGCCCGCGCCCUCGCUGCCAGAGCCGCACCCGGGGCCAGAUUUCUUCAUCCCGCUGGGCAUGCCGUCCCCGCUGGUGAUGUCUGUGUCGGGGCCCGGCUGCCCGUCCCGCAAGAGUGGCGCGUUCUGCGUCUGCCCACUCUGCGUCACUUCGCACCUGCACUCCUCUCGCGGGCCCGCUGGCUCCGGCGGCGGGGGCGCAGGCGCCGGGAGCACAGGAGCCGGCGGUGGGGGGGCGCCGGGGGGCGCAGGGGCCCUGCCCCUGCUCAAGGGUCAGUUCUCUUCGGGUCCCGGGGACGCGCAGUUUUGUCCUCGCGUGAGUCACGCGCACCAUCAUCACCACCCGCCGCAGCACCACCAUCACCACCAUCAGCCCCAGCAGCCCGGCUCCGCCGCCGCCGCGGCGGCCGCGGCGGCUGCGGCGGCGGCCGCGGCAGCCUUGGGGCACCCUCAGCACCACGCACCUGUCUGCGCUGCCACCACCUACAACGUGGGGGACCCGCGGAGAUUCCACUGCCUCACCAUGGGGGGCUCGGACGCCAGCCAGGUACCCAAUGGCAAGAGAAUGAGGACGGCGUUCACCAGCACGCAGCUUCUGGAGCUGGAGCGCGAGUUCUCUUCCAACAUGUACCUGUCUCGACUCCGGAGGAUCGAAAUCGCGACAUACCUGAACCUAUCAGAGAAGCAGGUGAAAAUCUGGUUUCAGAACCGUCGGGUGAAGCAUAAGAAAGAAGGGAAGGGCACUCAGAGGAACAGUCACGCGGGCUGCAAGUGCGUAGGCAGCCAGGCGCACUACGCGCGCUCCGAGGAUGAGGACUCCUUGUCUCCGGCCUCGGCCAACGAUGACAAGGAGAUUUCUCCCUUAUGAGGAAGGCCCGCCUCCCUCUCACACAUGCUCCUGGGCACCCACACAACACAAGGUGACCGGUACCUAGGGGCCCAAAUCCUCACCCAUGCUGGGGUCUCAUCUGCAGAAGGACGGAGUUGAGCACAUGCCCGGCCUGACCCUUCAGGUCUCAUCCUUGACCUGUUUAUUUGAAGUUCCACUCAAAGUUAUAGGUCUUUGUUUUUUUAAUGUAAAUAAUCUAGAUUCAACUCUGCUUUGUCAAGUAACAGGGGGAAAAAAACACGGUUGGUUUAAGUUUAACACUGUAUGUGGGUUUUUGAAAGCGCAUGUCCUUUCCCCUUCCCCACUGUCUUUCAGAACCUAAGAAGAGAAUGGGGGUUUCUUGAUUAUUUUCUGUUCUUGUUUUUUAAAUGAAAGUAUUCAAUUGCAAAUAAUUUAGAGAAUUGAAUCCUGUAGGUCUCACCUCCUGAAAAUUUGCCUGGGGAGAGAUUGGAAUUCAAGUUGCUGAAGUCCCUAUGUAUGUGAAUAGUUUUAUAUAAAAUUUAUAUUUAUAUUUAUUUAAAUAAAUGAAACAAAAUCAA
Molecule: messenger RNA, 1475 nt
Organism: Neogale vison (American mink)
Lineage: Eukaryota; Metazoa; Chordata; Mammalia; Carnivora; Mustelidae
Gene: GSX2
Product: GS homeobox 2
Exons: 2
Coding region: 1-915 (304 amino acids)
Biological process (GO): regulation of DNA-templated transcription
Cellular component (GO): nucleus
Molecular function (GO): DNA-binding transcription factor activity, RNA polymerase II-specific; sequence-specific double-stranded DNA binding
Source: RefSeq, a predicted model, not a curated record